AUGUCUCAAACAACAAUCUCGACUCCAAAGAAAAGAAGUCCAUGUGAAAUGGUAAAACCUAAUAUAAUUAAAAGAAGACAAUCAAACAUUAAAACAGAGAACUUUUAUAAUGAAAAACUAUCAUGUGAUAGUGAAACAAUCACUAAAACAAUAGAGUUUCAGAGGCUUAGAAGAAUCAAACAAUUAGGAACUGCACACUAUAUAUUUCCAUCUGGUACUCAUACGAGAUAUGAACAUUCUUUAGGUGUUGCUCAAUUAGCAAAUAAAAUGGUUCGUGAACUUAAUAUAAAACAAUGCCAAAAAGAAGAGGUAGACAAGAAUGAUUAUGUUACUGGACAAGAUGCAAAACUUAUUGAAAUUGCUGGGCUCUGCCAUGACUUAGGACAUGGACCUUUUAGUCAUUUAUACGAAAGAUUAAUGAAGACAAGGAACAUUCAUUUUAAUCAUGAAGAACAAUCUGCUAAAAUAUUUCAUCGUAUUGUUGACCAAAACCAAAUUGAUUUAACUGAAGAAGAAAUUAAAAUAGUUAAAUCACUUAUCACUAAUGAAGGGGAUUGUGAUAAGUCUUGGAGAAGACAAAUUAUUAGUAAUGAAGAAAAUGGUAUUGAUGUAGAUAGAUUAGAUUAUCUUAGAAGAGACUCACAUCAUCUUAAUUUACCACUUCAUUUUAAAGUUCAAGAAAUUAUCCAAAAUUGUGCUAUAUUAAAUAACAAUAUUUGUUAUUUUAAAGAAGUUAAAAGUGAUAUUGUAUCAUUUUUUACUAAUAGGUAUAGUUUAUAUAGCGAUGUAUAUUUAAACAAUGAUACUACUUCUGUUGAAUUGAUGUUUACUGAUUUAUUGGCUGAAUCAUAUAAUUAUAUUCCAUUAUUACAAACUGACCCAAAUGAUUUAGAUAAAUUUAUUCAAUUAGAUGAUGGUAUAGUUGAUCAAAUUAGGUUUACUGAAAAACCAGAAUUACAGAAGGCUAAGGCUAUUCUUCAUAGAGUUGAGAGAGGUGAUUUUUAUCAAAUUGUUUCAACAAUUACACAAACUGAAGAAAAUGAACAUUUAUUAAAUGAUUUAACUUCAGAACAAAUUUGUUGUGCUGGUUCAAAUUUAAGACCUGAAGAUAUAAUUGUUGAUAAUCAAAGUAUUGUUUUAGCUCGUGAAUAUAAUUGGAAUAAAAUUCCAUUUAUUGAAAGUAAUGAUUCAAAAGAAUUUUUUUACUUAACUCCUUCAAUUCUUUAUCCUACAGAAAAUAAAACUCAAUUUAAACGGGUUUAUGCAAGAGACAGGAAUAAAGUUAAUGAAAUUAAAAAAGCUGUUAAUGCAUUCUUUAAUCAUAACCAAUUUCAUCCAUCUAUCGUGAUGGAAUAG
Entamoeba dispar SAW760 is the source of this 1356-nucleotide messenger RNA. Its product is annotated as sam/hd domain protein, putative. Bases 1 to 1356 code for a protein of 451 amino acids. Lineage: Eukaryota; Evosea; Mastigamoebida; Endamoebidae. Gene Ontology annotation, biological process: dGTP catabolic process. The record is from RefSeq and is a predicted model, not a curated record. Gene Ontology annotation, molecular function: dGTPase activity. The transcript has a single exon. Gene Ontology annotation, cellular component: nucleus.